UUCGUGCGUAAUGCAAAAACCAAAUCUGAAUCAUUACUAACAUGACAGCUGAACCCUCAACAAUAAGUAGAGCAGAGAGAAAAUAUAGGCUCGCAUCCACAGACCUCGCCCUCAACAACGAGUAGUGAACGGCUGGUGGCGAUAAUACACAACUGAGGAGGUAAUAACGAUUUUCACAGGACGGCGAAGAAGAGACUUCCUCUGCCUUCUGAAACCGUGCUCAGAAAUGGCGGCGUCUUUGUGCCGAAUCGGGAGCACCGUGGGUCGUGCCCUCGCCAAAACCCGCAGUCCCAUCCUGCUGUCUCUGAGGCGUGGGCAGGCCUCAGUCAGCUAUGCUCAGAGCCUGGUGGGAGCCCCUGAAACCCACCUCACUACCCUGGACAAUGGUUUGAGGGUCGCAUCUGAGGAGACUGGACAUGCCACAUGCACUGUUGGACUGUGGAUCAGUGCUGGCAGUCGCUAUGAGAGUGAGAAGAACAAUGGAGCAGGCUUCUUCCUGGAGCACAUGGCCUUCAAGGGAACAAAGAACCACCCUCAGACAGCCCUAGAGCAGCAAGUGGAGUCAAUGGGGGCUCACCUGAGUGCCUACACCUCUCGGGAGCACACUGCGUACUACAUGAAGACCCUGGCCAAAGACUUGCCCAAAGCCGUGGAGUUGCUGUCAGAGGUGGUCCAGAGCUGCUCGCUGAAUGAGGCAGAAAUCGAGCAGCAGAGAGGUGUGGUGCUGCGCGAGCUAGAGGAAGUUGAGGGCAACCUGCAGGAAGUCUGCCUUGAUAUGCUGCAUGCCACAGCCUUCCAGGGCACUCCUCUAGGACACAGCGUGCUGGGACCCUCUGACAAUGCUAGGACACUGACCCGCCAGGACCUAGUGGAUUACAUCAACAGCCAUUACAAGGCCCCUCGCAUGGUGCUGGCUGCUGCUGGAGGUGUGAACCAUGAUGAGCUGGUCACUUUGGCCAAGUCUCAUUUCAGCGGAGUGUCUUUUGAGUACGAGGGAGAUGCCGUCCCUUUGUUGUCACCCUGCCGAUUUACAGGCAGUGAGAUUCGUAUGCGUGACGAUGGUUUGCCUCUGGCACACGUUGCCAUCGCUGUCGAGGGGGCCAGUGCUGCCAGCCCAGACAUCGUGCCUCUCAUGGUGGCCAACUCCAUCAUUGGCAGCUAUGACCUCACCUACGGCGGUGGAAAGCAUCUGAGUAGUCGUCUGGCUCGCCUGGCAGUGGAGGAGAACCUUUGUCACAGCUUCCAGGCCUUCCACUCCUCCUACAGCGACACCGGCCUGCUGGGCAUUUACUUUGUGGCUGAUAAACAUUACAUCGACGACAUGAUGCACUGGUCCCAGAAUGCCUGGAUGAACCUGUGUACCACCGUGACGGAGAGUGAUGUAGCCAGAGGCAAGAAUGCUCUGAAGGCCAGCCUGGUUGGACAGCUCAAUGGUACAACACCAAUUUGUGAUGACAUCGGCAGACACAUCCUGAACUACAGCCGGCGUAUUCCUCUGGCCGAGUGGGACGCUCGGAUUGAUGCCGUCACCCCCAGAAUGGUUCGUGACGUCUGCUCCAAAUAUAUCUACGAUAAGUGUCCUGCUGUGGCAGCUGUCGGCCCCGUUGAGCAGCUACCCGACUACAACAGAAUGCGCAGUGCCAUGUACUGGCUCAGAUUUUAAGAUACGUUGUUGUAUUCUUCUAUGUGUCCCACGUUUCCUCCUCAACUUUACCAUGCUUUCCUCAUGUCAUCACUACGUGAGUGAAGGAUUGUCCACAUGUUGGCUUACAUCACAGACAUUGAUCCAUCCUCUUUCUUCUCCCCGCCUCCCUCUCUUAACCCGCCCACUAAUCACUCUUAGUUAGCCAUGAGGCAGCCAGCCUGCACAUUGUACGCAUUGGUUACCUCUUGAUUUUACUGUACAGGUAUUCAUCAACUGGUACUGACUUGCAGAGGGGAGGGGAGAGAGGGCGGCUUUGAAAAUAUAAAAUGUCAGCUACUGGACCGGUACUGAAUACAGCCAGUUUGGAGUAGGAGUAUAUUUAUAAUUUCUGUAACAAUUAUUUCCGUCUUCUAUUGUACAUAACAGAAGCUUUCAUUUCAACAAAAAUAAAAUACUGUAAAAUAUUGA
Molecule: messenger RNA, 2113 nt
Organism: Xiphias gladius (swordfish)
Lineage: Eukaryota; Metazoa; Chordata; Actinopteri; Istiophoriformes; Xiphiidae
Gene: uqcrc1
Product: cytochrome b-c1 complex subunit 1, mitochondrial
Exons: 13
Coding region: 227-1663 (478 amino acids)
Cellular component (GO): mitochondrion
Molecular function (GO): metal ion binding
Source: RefSeq, a predicted model, not a curated record